Molecule: messenger RNA, 2004 nt
Organism: Saccostrea echinata
Lineage: Eukaryota; Metazoa; Mollusca; Bivalvia; Ostreida; Ostreidae
Exons: 6
Coding region: 111-1199 (362 amino acids)
Source: RefSeq, a predicted model, not a curated record
CAGGAUCUGUCUUGCUGUCGUUUGACAUUUUUUGAUGAUUGUUGGCGAGAACUGUCAUGAUUUCAGAAAUUUUAUAGCGCAUCAUGCUAUAUGAGAAUGUAGUCUAAAGUAUGGGCAACUCCUCCUCUUCUGAGCUGCCAUUGGCAGGAGUUAUCUGCCUUGCAGUUUUUGGGUACACAGCCUUAAUCUUUAUCAUUGUGUUCAUCCGAUACAUGUGUGUGAGACAAGGAAAGUGCCAAGAUGUGGAGUGUGGAAUGUGUGGAAAAGAGGGUGCCCCGCAGUGUUCUGAUUGUUGUAUCAGCUGUUCAGAGUCGUGUGGAUGUAGUGCUCCUUCUGUGAAUAGCUGUCUUAAUAAUUGUUGUCCAAAUAAAAAGCUUACUUGCCUGGAUAUUUUGCUCUGUCAGUGCUGUUUAGGAGAAAAUAAUUGCUUUACAAAUAGUUCCAUAGGUUCAUGCAAUUCAUGCCACUGUGAUUUCUCCUGUCCACAGUGUGAGGCUGUCAGCUGUUGUUGUAUUGAAAUAAAGAUACGUCAACCAAGUAUGGGUUCCUUUACCCAACAGCUUACCAAACCACUACCUAAUACUCCUCAGCUUAAUACCCACAGAAAUGCAUCACUUACCCCAGCCCCCAAUGUAGGUCAAGAAAAACUUUUUAUUCCAUCUUCAUCUCAUGUUGUGAGAACUCAGGUACAAGUUAACAGGGCAUUUGAUGAUUCUUUUAUGGAAUGUGGAGGGAGUUUACAAAGUCGGGGGAUCAAGAAUUCUGAAUCAAAGCAAUUGCAAAACAAGAGAGAAAAAAUCAAGGUUUCACUGGAACCAAAAGAUUUAGAAAGUGGAGAAAAGUUCAGUAAUGUUGAGGCAAAAGGGAGAAAAAUCAACCAGAAAAAGCCCCUUACUGUAACAGAUGACAAAACACAGCAUCUUGAAGAAAAUCCAGAAAAAGAAACCAGACCCAAGAAGAAACUAAGAAAGAAAAAAGUAAACCAAAUUAAUGAGUCAACGAAAAUGCCAAAAAAGCUUGUAUUGGGAGAAAACCCUAGACCUGGUGUUCAGUUACCACCAAUUCAGUCAUCUUCUGUUGAAUCAAGCACCAUUCAAUCCAAUCAAAAAACCCCAAAGAAGGUGACUCAGAGAAACAAUCCAAUCAAAUCCAGUGAUACAGAAAAACUGAAACCAAAUAUUGAGAGCAAGGAAACAUAAAGUAGAAAGUGUUGAUGAAGGUAUUGAGGUAUCUUUGGAAAGCUUAGAAUCUUAUACCAAGGGUCACAGAGGUCAUCGUCAUGGAGAUAAGCAUCGGCGUAUUACUAGUGACUCAGAUACUGAGAUAAGUAGUCAUAAGAUUCACAGUAAAAUACAGAAUCAAAGAAAUGUUAAAGUAUCUCAUAAAAAUGCUGAUGAAAGCAACAAUGAUGGCAAUGAAGGCGAUGACGAGGAUAAUGAAAGUGAUAGUUUUAGCAGCUUUAGAUAGAUUUUAGAUUUUAAAGUCAAUGGUAAAAUUUGAUAUUAGGAUUGAAAGCAUUUAUUUAGCAUUAUGAGACUUCAUGUAUAAUGCUCAUGUAUAUGUGCCAAUAAGACUUUUUUCUUUUUUUUGACGUAUGUUUUAAUAAAGCAAGAGACUGUUCCAUGCAGAUUCAUUCAGUAUAUCCAAAAUCAGAUUAUGAUGCAAAAUAUAAUUCCAAGGAGAUUUAUUUUCUGACCAAGAGAUUAAUGAGACUUUGACAUUUUAAAGAUGGACACAAGCAAAUGGGUGUCAUUUUUAGGUUCUAUCUGCAGAUUUCAUCCAUUCUAUGAAAUUCUCUACGCACUGAUAAAGUUGUUUUCAAAAAAAAAUGUAUGAGCUAAAUACACUGUAGCUUUAUAAUCUGAUUCGUCAGGUUUACUUUAUUGUUUUAAUAUGGUUAGUUUUUGUGAUAUUUUGAUUUGGGUUUAAAGUGCUGUAGCCAGAAUAUCAGAUUUUAUACAUUAUACUAUGAGGUUACAAUUUGUAAUGUGUAAGAAGAUAUUU